Zea mays is the source of this 342-nucleotide messenger RNA. RefSeq names its product multicopper oxidase LPR1 homolog 2-like. The transcript has a single exon. Lineage: Eukaryota; Viridiplantae; Streptophyta; Magnoliopsida; Poales; Poaceae. Bases 1 to 342 code for a protein of 113 amino acids. The record is from RefSeq and is a predicted model, not a curated record.
AUGGGGGAGAGGAGGAGGUUUCCUGCUAGCGCUUGCUUGCUCGCCCUCGCCGCAGUGGUGGUGUUGCAGGCGGCAGUGGUGGUGCUCGUCCUGGGCGAGGCGAGUGACGGCGGGGCCCUGCUUGUCGGCCCACGGCAGCUGGAGAAGUUCGUGGACGAGAUGCCGGACAUGCCGAGGCUACGCGGCUACGGCGUCACAGAGCGCGGCGCGCUCGUCGCCGACAACCUCACCAUCGGCAUGUACGACACCAGCUGGGUAAGCGCUCGUAACAUACAUGUAUGUAUGUAUGUACGUCAGUACGUGCGUGCGUGGCUGCGCGCACAAAAAAAUGCAUACCUCUAG